Juglans regia (Persian walnut) is the source of this 888-nucleotide messenger RNA. RefSeq names its product receptor kinase-like protein Xa21. The record is from RefSeq and is a predicted model, not a curated record. The transcript has a single exon. Gene Ontology annotation, molecular function: ATP binding; protein binding; protein kinase activity. Lineage: Eukaryota; Viridiplantae; Streptophyta; Magnoliopsida; Fagales; Juglandaceae. Gene Ontology annotation, biological process: protein phosphorylation. The coding region runs from base 1 to 888 and encodes 295 amino acids.
AUGACUUCGCUAAGAGCUCUCUACUUAGGCUUCAAUCAAUUAACUUAUGUGAUUCCAUUGAGCUUGUGGAGGCUUACAUAUCUCUUGGAGGUUGACUUCUCAUCCAAUUCUUUAAGUGGCUCUCUUUCAUCUAAGAUUGAGAAAAUGAACGUCUUGAGGAUAUUGAAUUUGUCAAGAAAUCAACUAUCAGGUGAUAUCCCUAAAACAAUUGGUAGUCUCAAAGAUUUGAAUAAUCUCUCCUUGGCAAUAAAUCGACUACAAGGCUCAAUUCCUGUAUCUUUUGGUGAAUUGGUAAGCUUGGAGUUCUUGGAUCUUUCCGAUAACAAUUUAUCUGGAAAGAUUCCCAAGUCCUUAGAAGGACUCCAUCACCUCAAAUAUUUAAAUCUCUCAUUCAAUAAACUACAAGGAGAAAUUCCCACAAGUGGACCAUUUCUAAACUUCUCAGAUGCAUCAUUUAUGUCAAACAAUGCACUUUGUGGUGCACCUCGAUUGAAAGUUCUCCCAUGGAAAGAAGGUGAUCUUUGCAAAAAUAAGACAACAUGGCCACAUAUGCUAAGGUAUAUAUUGCCAACAAUUGGGUUUAUAAUGCUUGCAGUGACCCUUGCAUUUGCUUGGAAAAGAUGGAAAAAGAGGAAUCCAAAAUCUCCUGCUGAAGCGGACUUGUACCCUCUAGUUACAUGGAGAAGAAUUUUUCACCAACAACUUGUACAAGCAACGAAUGGAUUCAGCUCUAAUAAUUUACUUGGUAAAGGAAGUUUUGGGUUAGUAUACCAAGGAACACUUUCUGAUGGGAUGAAUAUUGCAAUCAAAAUUAUGAACUUGCAAAUGGAAGGGGCAUUCAAAAGUUUUGAUGCCAAGUGUGAGGUGCUACGAAAUAUUCGUCACUAA